Molecule: messenger RNA, 538 nt
Organism: Argiope bruennichi
Lineage: Eukaryota; Metazoa; Arthropoda; Arachnida; Araneae; Araneidae
Product: homeobox protein goosecoid-like
Exons: 3
Coding region: 1-483 (160 amino acids)
Biological process (GO): regulation of transcription by RNA polymerase II
Molecular function (GO): DNA-binding transcription factor activity, RNA polymerase II-specific; RNA polymerase II transcription regulatory region sequence-specific DNA binding
Source: RefSeq, a predicted model, not a curated record
AUGUCGAUGCCUUCUAGUUAUGAUUAUAAAUAUGGUUACACUAGCGUUUUGUCCCCUUAUCUCUCCUCAUCUCCAGUGUUCCUCGGGAGUGUACACCAGGGAGGAGGCAAUCACCACCGUAGAAAGAGGCGCCACCGCACUAUAUUUACGGAGGAGCAGCUAGAGCAAUUGGAGGCAGCUUUCGAGAAAACCCACUACCCGGAUGUUUUACUGAGGGAGGAGCUCGCACUCCGGGUAGACCUCAAAGAAGAAAGAGUAGAGGUAUGGUUUAAGAACAGGCGUGCAAAGUGGCGCAAGCAGCAGAGAGAGGAACAAGAGCGCCAUCGAAGAAUCCAAGAAGACCGAAGCGCACACUGCACGAGGCAUCUCAGUUCCAGUGACGACCCCCAGUCACCCUCACUCAUGGGGAAAUUGAACCCUCCUGGUCUUUCUUCACCAGAAUACAGGAAUAGUAGUGAUCCUCCUGGUCAUAUCAGUCCUUGAUGGACACAGUCGGCGUUCUUGUAUUAUAGACAAAUUCACCGAAAGAAAGUUUUUA